Messenger RNA from Mesocestoides corti, 2496 nucleotides. The record is from the annotation of a GenBank genome assembly. Lineage: Eukaryota; Metazoa; Platyhelminthes; Cestoda; Cyclophyllidea; Mesocestoididae.
AUGAGCAGCAUUGUAUUUAAUUCGCCUGUCCAUUUCCAUACGACAGGCUUCGGGGAUGCCGCGCAUCCGGAGUUCAAUCUGGUCGAUCAGGAUGCCGGCGCAUCAAAGCCCCCGGUCACAGCUCCAGGCGGUGGCAAGGGCCCCGGCGUGGACAGCGGCAUCUCGUGUCGGACGGGGACGUGGCGCUCGCGAGGCUCCUCGGCAGCUAGAUCGACUGGCCUCGAGUCCUUCGGGGUCAUCGAAUCCUACAAGAAAAUGGACGUGCUUGGCGAAGGGUCCUAUGCCACGGUUUAUCGAGGAUUCUCGCACCUCAAAAACUGCGUGGUUGCUGUGAAGGAAAUCCGGAUUAAUCAGGAAGAAGGGCUUCCUUUCACAGCUAUUCGAGAAGCUUCCCUGCUUAAAUCCCUCCAACAUGCAAAUAUCGUCACUCUUCACGACAUUGUACAUACAAAACUCACGCUCAAUUUUGUCUUCGAGUAUGUGGACUCCGAUUUGAGCCGGAUACUGGAAAAGAAUCCUAUGGGCCUAAAAUCGCAGAAUGUACAGUUACUUCUUUAUCAACUCCUGCGUGGCUUGGCCUACUGUCAUGAUCGAAGGAUACUUCAUCGAGACCUGAAACCCCAAAAUCUCCUUGUUUCUGCCACUGGUGAACUGAAGUUGGCUGACUUUGGUCUGGCUCGAGCUAAGUCCGUACCCAGCCACACGUACAGCCACGAGGUUGUUACGCUGUGGUAUCGACCACCCGACGUACUGCUCGGCUCCACAAACUACACCGCGUCGCUCGACAUGUGGGGCGUUGGAUGCAUAUUUCUGGAGAUGCUGUCCGGCGACGCUAUCUUUCCGGGCGUAAACGAUGCUGUGGAUCAAUUGGAUAAAAUCUUCAGGUACAUGGGAACUCCGACAGAGGAGACUUGGCCAGGCGUCUCGAAGUUGCCGAAGUACAAGAGCCUCUUGGGAAGUUCCUCACACCGUCGAAAUCUCCACCACUCACACCACCAGUCGCAUCACCAACGAUACGCCUCCACGACGACCUCUGGAAACCGGGGUGGCAGAGGCAGCCUGUGGCACACCGGCAAACCGCUGAACCGUGUGGUUCCCCGUCUGGCCUACAUCGCUCACGCGACCUCCCUCGCCUCGGCCCUGCUCAAACUCCAGCCCGACCAACGCAUCACCGCACGCGCUGCAAUGCGACACCCCUACUUCACGGUGUCUCUGCCUACCGCUCAGCUGGCAUGCCUUCCCGACACAAUGUCUAUCUUUAGUAUUGCUGGUCUAAGAAUGACCUCUGAAGACUCUCCUCGUUGUUCCAGUCGUCACCCUGGGAAACCCCAAAGACAUCUUUCUUACAAAGACAGCAAUAACUUGACAAGCAAUAGCUCCACCACCUCGGAUAGCACCGCCCCUUCUCCAGUCGACCACCAGACCACCUCCUUGGACGAAGCUGGGACGAAGAAAGACCACCCACCGGCGCGGUGUCCAAGUCCGCCGCCUCGGACCCCCCCACCUCCUGCCUGGCCCCCUUAUCCUCUUUUCACCCACCUGCAACAACAACACCAGCAGCAGCAGAAGCACGCUCAGGGUAACCCCGUGACACGACCACCUCUCUACCCAGUCUAUUGUUUGCCAGCCUACAUGACGCCACCGUCAACCUCGCAGACCACCACUGGGUCGUCUACGCAAUCCUCUGCAUUUAUUUCCGUCCCUCUGCGACCGGUGAUGGCACCCUGGGUGCCGGCCUACACGAUGCAACCAACAGCAACCUCCUCAGAUACUUCCACGGUUGAAUCCCUUAGAGGCGACCAGAAGCCUGUGCCCUUUGGAUUCCCCCCACUGUCGUCACCUGACAUUAUUUGGAUGGUGCCAUGGGUUAGUCCAGCUGAUUGGGUUCAUAAUGAGCCAACAUUUUUGGUUGGGCCACCUCAACCCACCACGGUGUUCGAUCAUUUCACCCAGCCCCAGUUUCCAUCUAAACCUCAGUCGUUCUACCCGCCCGGGUACACGGUGAUGCCCCCAUCAGUUCCCGCAUAUCCGCGUCACUCUGGACCAGCUCAGAAGUCAGUCGCUCUGCAGACAAGCGAGUCAGUUAGUGAGGAUUCCCAGACAAUCUACACUUCUGCCGAUGACGGGACAAACGCCACGCGGGACAGCCUAAUUCAGGCCAAUAGCACCAAGGCCGCUUUACUUCCUUCCCUCGAUACUGUCUCAGGUACAGGGGACUCAAUAGCCGACAUCACCUUCAGUUUCGCCUCUCAGCACGCACAGCCGCACGGGAUGUUUCUGAGCAACCACUUCGGACCGGACAAAAUACUGCACGGGACUGGAGAUGUCGGCAUCUGCAGAAGCUCCAGUUUCCACACGGGCGACCGACUCCGAUUUGAGUCAUCGUCAUCCGUUUUGCUGCGGAUUCCAAGGUCGCAAGCCUUCUACCCUGAGACAUACUGCUGUUCUCGUGGGAAUGAGGCUGGCCAGGGCUUUUCAUUCAACCAACCAACAUGA